This is a messenger RNA of Beta vulgaris subsp. vulgaris (sugar beet), 1448 nucleotides long. Its product is annotated as transcription factor bHLH84. The record is from RefSeq and is a predicted model, not a curated record. Lineage: Eukaryota; Viridiplantae; Streptophyta; Magnoliopsida; Caryophyllales; Amaranthaceae. The transcript has 5 exons. Gene Ontology annotation, molecular function: RNA polymerase II cis-regulatory region sequence-specific DNA binding; protein dimerization activity; DNA-binding transcription factor activity, RNA polymerase II-specific. Gene Ontology annotation, biological process: regulation of transcription by RNA polymerase II. Gene Ontology annotation, cellular component: nucleus.
AUGCAGGUUCAAAGGGGAAAGAAAGUGAGGGUGAAAAGAAGCAAGAGUUGUUUAGCAUUAGGAGGCGAUGAAGAGGAGGAAAACGAUGGAACAGCAGCAGCGAAUAGACAGAGCUCAAGCACCGGAAGUUUAGAGGAUGAUUGCAGCUCUAAGGGGACUAGUACUACUACUACUACUACAACGACAACAACAACAACGGCAAAUGCUCUCAAUUCUAGUGGUAAAACAAGAGCCAGCCGAGGGUCUGCUACGGAUCCUCAGAGUCUCUAUGCAAGGUUGCCUAGCAUCAAGUAAAAUUGCAUGGUUUUAUUCAAAAGGAGAGAAAGGAUUAAUGAAAGACUAAAGAUCUUGCAGAGCCUUGUGCCUAAUGGAACAAAGGUCGAUAUCAGCACCAUGCUUGAGGAAGCUGUACUGUAUGUCAAGUUUUUGCAGCUUCAAAUCAAGCUACUGAGCUCUGAUGACUUAUGGAUGUAUGCUCCAAUUGCCUAUAAUGGAAUGAACAUUGGGCUUGACUUCCAUAUUAACAUUCCUAGAUGAUCGAGUAAAGAUCAACGCCAGGAUGUCGACUUGCACUUCUUUCGCUGACAAACAAAUUCUAAUGUAAUUAACAACAUACCCCUAUACAAUUUUUCUCCCAAUAAAUUGUUAGGACAUACCGACAUAACAUAUAGCUGGGUUCCGUAUUAUUUUGUACCUCUUUGUUUAAUUGAUUUUUUUGUUACUAAAGCAAAUGGUAAUUAUCUGGACAAAGGUCCCCCACUCGGCCACUCCCCCCGAUCAAUGACAGAUUAUUCUAUUUUGUCAUACUCAUACAUGAUGGAAUUAGGACAAUCAUGGCCAAAUAAGUUUAGGGUCUCUUCGUUAUCGUAUUUUGUUUCAAGUUUUUAGUUUUCUUAAGCACUACGAACAAAAAUAAAGAAACCAGAACAUACAUUUUCUAAUUUUCAGCUGUUUUUUUUUUUUUGUAAUUAAUCACCUCAUUUCAUUUCAUUAAUUGUGGGAAGCAAAGAGUAUCAAAACCUCACGACCUAUACCCAGGUAAACCUUCGCUUGCGAAGGGCACUUUCAUAGUGUCGAGGACACUCCCAGGUAGGGGUAUUAACGAGCCGAACCGAGACCGAACAGGACCAGGCUCGAAUCGGCUCGAGAAUGUGAGGGUUCGAGCUCAGCUCGAGCUCGAAAAUCUGGGCUCUGCUCCAGUUUGAAAAAAAAAUUCGGCUCGGCUCGAAAGAGUUCGCGAACUAUUCGGCUCGAAAAAGCUCGAAAAUAUUUCUAGUACAUUACCGCACACUUGCUUCCAAUAUCGAAUUUCUAGUUUUUUCCAACGAACGAAAUGCAUACUUCAAAGUUCAAACUUUCAAGAAAAAAAAAGUUGAUAACAAGUUUAACAAAGUUCACAUCAAAAACAAAGUUUACAAGUCACAACAACUUUGACAAAGUUUUACACA